AUGGACAAAGCACUCGACGCCGGCCUCACUCGCCACACCCCCUUCCAAGUGCUGUGCGACCGGUUGCAGAGGCUGUUCCAACCUCCCUUGACCAUAGAGGAGGCUAUCGACCAGUUGCUGAAACGCUCCUUAGGGAGCGAUGAGACUCCUCGGCAGUUCGCCGACGCCUUACUGCAGCUGGCACGCGAUGCUUAUCCCUCUCUCUCUGCGGCCGAUAGAGACCAAGUGGUCCUUUUCCACUUCAAACGCGGUCUCGGGUCUCCAGAAGUGACGUAUUCCCUGAGGAUCCAGCCACCGGGCGACCUCAAUGAAGCAAUCCAGCGAGCAUCCCGCAUGCUGACAACCGACUCCCUAUCAGAGGCUAAUCACGCCCGGACUGAACCGUGGAAACACAACCCAGACCGCAGGCAGCAGAGCAGCACCUGGACCAGACCACACUACCCGCCGUCACAACGCUUCAACCGCGGCAGCCGACCCCCUAUGUUCCGCACGCCCUAUCGACCCCCACCGCCCAACACCGAGCCAAGACAAUUCCGGGGGAAUCGAGACAGUACAGCGGCGGCGAUUACUAAGGAAGGUAACCAUAUAAUUCCCGUCUGCUUUGAUUAUACGUCACAUAAUUUGCCGUUUUACACGACACUCUACCUAGACAACAAACCCGUCAAGGCACUAGUCGACACAGGGGCCACCACAUCGUUAGUUCGGGCAGAGGUAUUAGACGCUAAGUGGCUUAACCUCGUCAGACAAAGCGGCCACUCACCUCACCUCAAAACCGCAGACGGGUCACCCAUGACCACGUUAGGGUCGGUUCGACUGCCCAUCUCAUUCCCGGCCAGCGUUAAGGAAAAACCUUUCGUCGUCACUCACAAGAUGUCGUGGGACAUGUUACUCGGGCUAGAUUUCCUUUCUGCACAUAACUGCUGUAUCAUGGUCAAAGAUCGCAUACUUUCCUUAGGACAUAUGUCAGCGUCUAACAACCCGCCAGGCACCGAGUUUGACGAGGAAGCCACCUGCGCGGCCAUCGCAGCAUCAGUUGCCUUAUCACCCACAAGCGUAGACACGGUCUUACCCCCAGACGAUACAGUCGCCCUCACAGACAAGGAAGAAUUAAGGUCACUCCUGACUGCGUUUAGCGAUGUUUUCGCAUGGGACGAUACCUCCUUAGGUCGCACAGCUGUCAUCCGUCACAGCAUUGACACAGGAACGUCGAAGCCGCUGUGGCAACCACCACGCUUAUUCCACCACACUUUCAGAUGGAGGUGAACGACCUAAUUCAAACGAUGCUGACCACAGGGAUAAUCCGCCCCUCCAGAUCGCCAUGGGCAUCGCCCGUGACAUUAGUGCCAAAAAAGACGGCAGACUCCGAUUUUGUAUAGACUAUCGGCGACUUAAUGCGGUCACCACCCGCGAUUCUUUUCCACUGCCAAGAAUUGAUGUCACACUUGAAGCGCUGGCCGGAGCCCAAUGGUUCUCAACGUUGGACCUUAAGUCCGGUUACUUGCAAGUGGAAGUGGAACCUAGCGACCGCCCCAAAACAGCGUUCAUAUUACCACAAGGGCUCUUUGAAUUCGAAACCAUGCCGUUCGGGCUAUGCAACGCCGCCGCAACUUUUCAACGACUGAUGCAGUCCGUGCUGGCCCACUUAUACCCUCACAGCUGUUUGAUAUACCUCGACGACGUGAUCGUGUUUGGACGCACGGCCCGGCAACAUAACGCUAACCUCGCCGCGGUACUCUCUGCUCUCCGAGAUGCCGGCUUGCGUUUAAACCCACAGAAGUGCAAGUUUCUGUGCCAGAAAGUUACCUUUCUUGGUCGCGAAGUCAGCCCGCAUGGCAUACAGGCGUCACAGGAAAAAGUAGAGGCAGUCAGAUCAUGGCCUACGCCGAAGACCCCAACAGAAGUCAGAGGCUUUAUCGGCCUAGCCUCCUACUAUCGCCGCUUCAUCCUUCACUUUGCGGAGCUCGCACGCCCACUCCAUCGGCUGACCGAAAAGGGUCGGCCAUUCUCGUGGACCGACGAUUGCCAACAGGCCUUCGAUGAGUUAAAAGCAAAACUCACAUCGGCACCGAUAUUAAUGCUGCCUGACACGAGUCCGGAGGCCCCGCCCUUCAUUCUCCACAGCGACGCCAGCGGGUUCGCGAUCGGGGCGUAA
Molecule: messenger RNA, 2152 nt
Organism: Spirometra erinaceieuropaei
Lineage: Eukaryota; Metazoa; Platyhelminthes; Cestoda; Diphyllobothriidea; Diphyllobothriidae
Source: the annotation of a GenBank genome assembly